Messenger RNA from Pseudopodoces humilis (Tibetan ground-tit), 1874 nucleotides. It is a transcript of the gene CD2, whose product is annotated as CD2 molecule. Gene Ontology annotation, cellular component: membrane. Lineage: Eukaryota; Metazoa; Chordata; Aves; Passeriformes; Paridae. The record is from RefSeq and is a predicted model, not a curated record.
CCUGCUUGCUCACAGCAGAAAAUCCUUUCACCUGCCAGGAGCUAUCAUUAGACAAGGCAACACUGGAUUUUUUUUGACCCUGAAAAUGAACUUUAGGAGGAUUUUCCUAGUCAAGUGCUUGCUGCUUUUAUUUCCCAGUGUAAAAUGCUCCAGCACCAGCUGGAUUUACAAGGCAGUGAAUGAGACAGCUCUUCUCAGCAUCACUGCUCCUGGGAGCUUCUAUGAGGCAACAUGGACCAAGGGCAGACAAAGGUUGGUGCAGAUCAAAGGUAACAGCGCCAGGCACUUUGUGAACAAGGACCAGUGCAGGUGUGCGAUACUCCGGAAUGGGACCCUGCAAAUCAAGAGCGUGGAGAAAGGGGACAGUGGAAACUACACAGUGAUGGCUUAUCAGCAGGAUGGAAAACUGAAGGCAGAAGAAAAUAUAAUGUUCUUUGUUCAGGGACCUGUCCCUCAGCCAAUCCUCACAGCUGAAUGUGGGAAUAAAAGUGUAUCUGUCAAGUGUGAAGCAAAAGAGAAGGCUAAGGAUGAAGCAUUUCUAAUGGAACUGACUCAACCCAAUGGCAAAACAAUCCAAAAGAAUGCGACGGUGCUGGAAUGGCACGGGCGCAACUCUGGGACGUUCCGAUGUGUUGCUAAGAACCAAGUCAGUGAAAAAAUGGCUGAAAAAAUCAUUAAGUGCCCAGGCAAGAUGGACUUUUACCUCAUCUCAAGCAUAGCAGGAGGUGUAGUCAUCUUUGUCAUCUUUGUGAUUUGUCUUAUUUAUUGUAUCAGAAGGAAGAAAAUAAAAAGGCGUGAAGUUUAUGAGGAGGAGCGAGUGAUGCAGCCUCUGCCCGUGGACCGCGAGAGAGGGAUGCGGGAGCUGCCUCAGACUCCAUCCACCCCCACCCCGAAGCGGCUGCGGGUGCAGCAGCGGCCACUGCCCCCACAGCCCCCACAGCCCCAGCAGCCGCUGCCCCCACGGCCCCAGCCGCGGCCCCGCGCACAGCCACGGACCCCAAACCUCCCCAGAGAAAGGCCCUGAGCUGACAACCUGGGAGGAGGGAUGCUGGUCUCUCUGCUCCACCCUUCCCUGGGAAAAGAAGGUUUCUCACAGCCAGGAGCCCCUCCUGCCCAGGCCUGUGUAAUGCUCAGCUAUGAAAAGGCGGCUUUCAUUGCAGAAAAUUAGAGAGAGCGUCAAAUGGAGACGAAGAGACCCGGUGGAGGAGGCUCAAGGUGAUGGGCAUUCAGCCCUGUGGCCAUUUUUUUACAGCUGUCUUCAUGUUAGGAUAUGGAUAUGGAGCACUGAGCCUUGAAACCUGUGUCUUUCACUUGUUUUUACUGCACCUUGUUGUCUUCGUGCUUUUUGGAUGGUUUUCACCAAGAAGAAGCUAAAGCUCUACUGAGACAAAAUGGACCCAUGGAUCUUACGGGGUUUUAUCUCCUGCUACACAUUAGGACAGCUCUCUGGCUCCAGCAUCAAAUACACGGCCUCCUGGACCAAAAAAUAAUUGUAUGUAAUGAAAUAUUUGUCUGAAGUUGAAAGGAUUUGUGUUGCAUAAUGCAGAGAAAAUAUUUAAAGGACAUGAGAGAGCCUUGAAGCACCUGUGUGGGAAAAACACAAAUGGGAAAGGAAUAAACAUUUCCCCUUUCUCCACUGUGUUUAGAAAGGAACUGUGGGUUUGAACUGCAGCAAGGGAGAGUUAGGUUAGUAUUUUAUUUUAUUUUUUUUAAUGAAACACUGAGAGAGAUCUCUGGGAGAGGUUCUCCAACACUGGGGUUUCAAAGGGUGGAUGAGAAUGAGUAAUGAGAACAUCCUGUGAAGGCUCUGUCCUGGCAAGGGCCAGGAGAUUGUGCUACACAGCCUCUUCAGGGACAGUUUCAACCCCAUUUUC